CAGAGACAGAACCCAGAGCCAGAGACAGAACCCGGAGCCAGAGACAGAACCAGAACCCGGAACCAGAGACAGAACCCGGAGCCAGAGACAGAACCCGGAGCCAGAGACAGAACCCGGAACCAGAGACAGAACCCGGAACGUCCUGUGGGAGGAGAUGGAGCAGGUCUGUAAGGUCACGCUCCCUGAAGAUGUCCACCGCGUCCUCCUCAGCUGUAAGACCGAUGUGAACGACCUCUUCAUCAGGAAGUUCCGGUGCACGGCCGAGGUGAGCGGACACAGGCCGGCCGCCACUACCGCCCCUGUGCUGGUCUAUGAGAAGCGGCUGCGCACAGGACAACUGAUCAGCGUCUGGCGGGGUGAUCUCACCACACAGGACACCGACGUGGUGGUGAAUGCAGCUAACGACCAGUUAAAGCACAUCGGGGGGCUGGCGCGCGCCCUGGUGGAGGCCGGAGGACAGCAGAUUGUCCAGGAGAGUCAAAGGAUCAUCUCUCAGAGGGGGGUUUUGGAGGCAGGAGACAUUGAGGUGACCAGUGCGGGAACGCUGCCCAGUAAACGCAUUGUCCAUGCGGUGGGGCCCCAGUGGUCUGAGGGUACAGCGGAGAAAUGCAAGGGCCAGCUGCGGCAAGCCAUCAGGAAGGCUCUGGAGUAUGUGAGCAGCCAGAGGGACCUGAGCUCGGUGGCCAUCCCGGCCGUCAGCUCCGGCAUAUUCGGCUUCCCCCUUGACCUCUGCGCCACUAUCAUAGUGGAAGUGGUUGUCGAACAUUGUCAGACUCAGCACGCGAGUCGCCUGAAGGAGAUCCGCCUCGUGAACCAUGAUGACAAAACCGUGCAAGCAAUGAAGAGCGCGUGCGAGCAGGGGCUGGGGCAGAGCGACGCGCUGAGUGGCGCAGCCUCCUCCUCAGCACAGGCCUGGCAUCAGGGGGCAUCGUCACAAAUGACCACCUCCCUCACUGUCGGUGGCCUGAACCUUCACCUGAAGACGGGAAAGAUUGAAGAGGAGAAGACGACGGUCAUCGUAAACUCCAUCUCCUCGGAUCUGGACCUCACUCAUGGAGCCAUAUCAUCAGCCAUUAACAGCAAAGCCGGCCCGAAGCUUCAGGAGGAAGUCCGGAGGAAGGGCUACCCAUUCAGCAACAUGAUCUCUACCAGGGGCCACAACCUGCCCUGCCACUAUGUGUACCAUGUGAUAUUAGCAACUGGUGAAAGGAACGUGGAGAAGACUCUACAAGAAGUCACCAAGAAGUGUCUAAUGACCGCACAUAGUCAUAAGUCUUCCUCCAUCUCGUUCCCAGCAUUGGGGACUGGUAACAUCGGUCUGCAGAAACAUAAGGUGGCGGACAUCAUGACACAGGCGGUUCUUGAUUUUGCCAGAUUGCACAAGUCCUUGAUGGAGGUGAAUUUCGUCAUCCACCCCAUGGACGUGGGAACAUUCGAGGUUUUUCUGGACAAGUUUAAAGCAUCUAGGAUCACUAAUGUCAAGAAUAUGGAGUUUACCAAGAACCCCAAAGGGCCUGAGCCGUCUGAUGAGGGGAUGUGUGUGACCAUUACUGGGGAGUGCGGUGAGGAUGUGGCAGAGGCAGCGGCCUGGCUCCAGGGGGUCCUAUCCCCCUCCCCCACGCCGCUGCUCUUACACACCAACCUCCUUCUGCUCUUUGGAAGUGAAGAAAUUGACGCUUUAGCAUCUUGUCCCGCGAGUGUUGAGAUGGAAGAAGAUCUGAGAGACGGUCGAGGCACCCUGAAGAUCAGCGGUCCUCUGCCAGACAGGAUAGUGGCGGCCGUACAGGUAGAGCGCCUCCUCCUGGAUGUCCAGAAUGAACUGGCGCAGUCCCUGGAGGCGGAGCUGCUGGAGGCCGUCGUCAUCUGGUUCUAUGAGAGUCCGUCAGAGAGUCACCGAUACCCAGCGAAAGCCAACAGGGAGCUGGAGAAAGCGUUCGCCUCCCGGAGGAACUUCGUCCUGAGUGCGCCGCCCGGUCAUGUGAUCAACUUCGACAAUGACACUGCGAUGGAAAGAGAGCGGAAAUACACCCUCCGGAGACGAUGUCUACGUGAUUCCUUCCAGAACAUCCAGACAAGUCCGCUGCCGUGGCUGGAGGUGGAGCGGAGCAGUCCGGAGUUCAGGGAGCAGAGCACAGAGUUCAGGAAAGCAGGGCUGAUCCUGGAGAAGAUGGAGAAGGUGCAGAACGAGCUGCUGUCCAGGGUCUUCCAGUCCAAGAAGGAUGCGGCGAGGGCGCGGAGGAGCGAGACCCUCUACCAGCUGGUCCCCCGACAAUUCUGCAGGGACAUCUGUGAUGUCGGCUUCCACAGAGUGUACGGCGCGCCCAGAGACACUAGGUACGGAUCGGGGGUUUACUUCAAGAAGUCUCUGCCCAACAUCACCCAGCGCUUCCAGUGCCCAGAGAAGGACGGGCUUCUCUGUGUCCUCCAGGCGGAGGUGCUCACUGGCGACUUCACCAAAUAUGCCAGGAAUCAGCCUUCUCUCCCCUGCGUUGGGUCCGAUGCUCUGCAGGUGUACGAGGGUCUGGUAGACGGGGGGAUGCCUGCAGAGCAUUACGUCAUAUUUGACCGUUUCCAAGCCAAUCCCCAGUAUGUGUUCACCUGCAGACGUAAGGAGUGACGCCCUGCCGCGAUCGCUGCUCAGUAGCACCCAUGUGAUUUCUUGGACCUUACUUUUCAAUAUUGCCGAGUACAUUUUACAGUUGUUUUGUGUAAAUUGCAGUCCGACCGCAGCGUGUGAACACAGCUCAAUAUCGUGUGCCUUAUAGACGGCUGUGGAUCCGCGCGGUGGGAGGAGCUUGUUUACUGAUUCACUGCAGAUUAAAUCUAUAAUAUUCUU
This is a messenger RNA of Bufo bufo (common toad), 2836 nucleotides long. RefSeq names its product poly(ADP-ribose) polymerase family member 9 (gene PARP9). Gene Ontology annotation, molecular function: ubiquitin-like protein ligase binding; NAD+ poly-ADP-ribosyltransferase activity; transcription corepressor activity. NCBI's taxonomy places the organism in Eukaryota, Metazoa, Chordata, Amphibia, Anura, Bufonidae. The record is from RefSeq and is a predicted model, not a curated record. The transcript has 9 exons. Gene Ontology annotation, biological process: positive regulation of type II interferon-mediated signaling pathway; negative regulation of gene expression. Gene Ontology annotation, cellular component: cytoplasm; nucleus. Bases 155 to 2617 code for a protein of 820 amino acids.